This is a messenger RNA of Pediculus humanus corporis (human body louse), 6210 nucleotides long. RefSeq lists its product as uncharacterized. The record is from RefSeq and is a predicted model, not a curated record. The coding region runs from base 1 to 6210 and encodes 2069 amino acids. Gene Ontology annotation, molecular function: protein binding. The transcript has 16 exons. Lineage: Eukaryota; Metazoa; Arthropoda; Insecta; Psocodea; Pediculidae.
AUGGAUUCGUCAAAAAAUUCAUGUUCUGUGAUACAGUAUUUCAAAGGACCUGAAAUUCAAACUGUAAAUUCGAAAGAAACAAAUUUAAAUAACAUAAUAGAACCUUCAAAAUUUGAAGAGAAAAAUACAGUUUCGACUCAUGGUCUGAUAGAUAACUUAGACAAAUCUUAUCCAAACCAAAGUUUUAGUGAUAAUAAAAAGAAAGGAGAGGAGGUUAUCGAAUAUGAGGAGAGUGUAGCUAUAUGUAAAAAAAUUAAUGAUAAUUCCUUUAGUAAAAAUAUUAGUAGUAGUAGUAGUAAAUGUGAACAAGAGUCUGAUAAAAAUAUAAAAAUUUGUGGCGAGGAAACAAAGUUACAAGUGAAUGAAAUGUGCGUCGAUAUAAAAGAAGAAGAAGAAGAAGAAGAAUUGGAGACUGAAAUAACUACCCUUAAACCUGAUAACGCUUUGGAUGAUUUCAAAACAAAUGAUGAAAAUAGUAAAAAAGUCGAUAAUAAAAACAUCACAAAUGUAAAUUUAAAUUUGGAUAGUAAUAUUGAAAUUAGACAAUUAACAAGAGGUAGAAAAAGAAAAUUGUCAAUUGAAAACACAUUAAAUCCUCCACAAGAUUCCGAUGGUAACGAAGAAUCCAAUGAGAGUGAUUUGGACUGCAAUGAUGAUAAACCACGGAGGAGAGGGAGGAGAAAGGGGAAAAAAACGCCGGAAGUUAUACCAUCUCAUCUCUCAUCCGAUAUGGUUUUAGGAUAUAAAAUGCUCGUUAGAUUUUUAGACACUCCACAAUUUUCUGGAUUUCACAAACCUAAUAAAAAAAAUUCAAACGUUGUCAGCGGCGGCGGCGGCGACGGCGACGACGACGACGACGACACGAAAAUAACUUGUUUUAAUCAAAUUAAGAAAAAAUUUGAAGAAAACACUUAUAAGAAAAUAAGUGAAUUUGUUAAUGACGUACGAGACAUGCUCAUAAACGUUUACGAAUCUAGAAAUCCGGUUGCCAUAAAGAGAGCAUUAAGGUUAGAACAAAUAUUAGAGCAAAGGAUAGCGCAAUUGCCAAAUUAUCUUCGACCUCAGUGCGCUUUGAUUUUACCACCCGAAGAAGUUAACAAUAGUCAUAAUAAAAUCAGGAUUAGUAAAGGAGGUGGAUUCGUGUCGUUACUAUUGGAAAAAACCGAGAAACGGAGAUAUGAAAAAAAUAAGGAAAAGAGAAAAUUAUUAGCGGAAGAGCGGAAACAGUUGAAAGAAGAGCAAAACAAAGACGUUCAAGAAUGGGAAAAAAAUGUUUUGUUGAAAGAUUUCGAAGAAGAUAUAAAGAGCAUGUGGGAGCUUCCCGCCAUCGGACAUUUUAUUCAUCUCUGUGCCGACAUAUUAAACAUCGGAGAAGUUGCUCAAUUUGAAAUCGAAAGAAUGCUUUUGAUGCCACAAUGUUCCGACACGUUAGAUCUUAUAAUGACGGCUCUGCUAACCAAUUCGCUCAUGAGAGCGAAAUUAGAUCGAACACCGUCGAUGCCCUACAGUAUAUGGGGACCGUUGGUUAGAACACGUGUUUUGUCUUGGUAUCGCACGUGGCACAAAGAAGGGAAAAAUGAACAAAAGUUAUUUGAAGAAAUCGGAAUCGAACCUGAAUUUUGGAAAAUUUUGGGUCCCGAUAUAAAUCCAUUGGAUUAUUAUUAUUUCCACGAAAUCAGUUUGCUUCAAAGGGUUUGGGUAUUGAAAACUUUGUGCGACGUUGAUUUCAUAAGGAAAAAAACCGUGAACGACAAUAUUAGAGUUCAAACUUUGGACGAAUUAAAUCCUGUUUAUUUAGGUAUCGAUCGUCACGGGAACAGGUACAUUCAUUUGAAACAGUUUUCCGGUUCGGACGUGAGAAUUUAUCGUCAGAGUACGAAAUUGGAGGGGGAUAUAAGUUUAACGGAAUUUGUUGAAAAUUUCCAAGGGUUUGAACGUAGGGAGGGACCAAUCACGGUAGAUAAAAUAUUUAGGGAUAUUUGGGAAUCGGGCGGUAAUAAAAUGGCCUACGAGGUUGUAAAACCGAGAAAGAAAAAAAUUGCCAAAAUCAAAAAGCAAAAAAAUUGGAGUACCAAAGUCGUUUUAAAUGCGUACGAAAAGAAAAAUUUAAGAAGGUCGGCUAGAGCAAAGCAGAAGACUUACGUCGAUUGGUCGGAUUCCGAUGGAUCCGACACGGAUUUGGUGACGUUGAAAAAAAAAUUGAGUCAAUCCGAAUCGGAAACUUUGUAUCGACCCUUUUCCGACAGGGAAUUCAUAUCCAUGUCGGUGUUUCGAUUGCCGAGAGACAAAGUGAACAAGCCGACGACGGGGAGAAGGAGCGGAGUCGUGAAAAAAAUGGAUGAUUCGAAUCGAAACGACAGCACGCCCUGUGAUAAAUCGAUCAAAACCGACGGAGAUGACGUCAAAGAAGAAGUCAAAACUCUCGGUUGCGAAGAUGAACAAUCGGAUUCGUUGGACGCUAAACAAAUGCACGAAAUUCAAACGGAUUUCGAGAAAACGUUUAAUCAAACGGACGAAAUGAAAUUCGAAGAAGAAGAAGAUGGCGGUGGUGGCGAAUCGCAAAACAAGUUGACGGAUAUUAAAUUGAACAACGACGGAGACGACGUUAAAUUUAGCGUUAAAAAUUUAGAAGAUUUAAAAAUGGUUUUUAAAAAGGGAGAAGAAGAAAAUGUUGAAAAAUCAGAUGUUGGUAGUACUGAGGAAAAUAUUAAAUUGGAAAAAGAAGAGAAGGCGGUGGUCGAGAAAGAAUACGAUUCCAUGUACAAAUAUAACGUUCCGAAUUAUUUGAAACCCGAUCCGGCGAAAUUUUAUCUGGUCGUCGACUCGGUUGAGGGUCUUCGUCAACUCAUUUCCAAAUUUGGAUCCCACGAAAAUGAUUUGGAAAUAAUAACGAGAAGCACGAAAUCGAAAAAAAAAAUGAAUCAAAAGACAACGUCGUGCGAAGUCGAAUUAAUAGAAAAAUUGCAAAAUUUAUUGGUCGAAUUGGAACCGUGGGAAUUGGAUUUUAUGAAAUCUCACAGGUCUAACAAGGAAAAAAUGUAUAGAGAAUAUACUAAUUUUAUGAAUAGACCACCGGAUUUCGUUCAUCCCAACGAAAGUUAUUGGAUGAAAACAUGCGAAGAACCCGCGACGACAACGACCGCAUCGACGAUUGCUACGACCACGGCAACAACGACAGCGACAACAACAACAACAACAACUACUUCCACGUCGAUGAGCAGCAGCGCCACGAAUAUGGAAAAGACUGAAGGGAAAGAUGAAAUUGCGGGUACGAGUCAAACGUUGGGAUCGAGUGGAUAUCAACAAGUUGAUAAUUCUUUUGAAUUAGCUCCGAGGAGAAGAACGCGAGUGACUCGGCUACAGGUUCAACCUGCCGAAGAGAAUGAUAUGGAUGAUGAUUCGGAUGAAGUCGAAGAAUACGAAUCGAACGAAAGUGAUGAUAAUUGGGUGAUGCCAACCUCGAAGAAAAAAGCCAAAAGGGAAACGGUGACGAAAACUCCAAAAUUUCCUCGUCGAACGUCAGGGAGAAGAACAAAAUCAUCAUCCGUGGAAAAGGUUGAUUCCAGUAGCAAUGCGGUGGAAAAACAUUCGAAUUCCACGCCGGAGAAAACGAAAAAACCUUUAUUUUGGGGACCUAGAAUAUCCGAUCCGUCUGAAGAUUUAAAUUGGGAAAAGAACAGGCAGAAAAUAUUGGAAAAGCAUAAUUCGCCGGUUAAAAAAGGACUUUUUAAAUCUGAUAAAAUGGGUCAAGACUCGAUGGUGGAAUCGAAAAACGGUUCGCAAAAGUCAGAACCCGCGUUCUCAUCGGUUAUUGCCGCAUCUCCCAAACGCAUAACGACUCCCAUUCCCGGCAACAAGAAACCCUAUUUUAGUUCCGCACAGUUGAAAGCAAUGGAAAAUCAAGCGAAAUUAAAGAAAACGGAAGAGACGAGCAUUUUGCAAAAAACGCUGAACGCGAGAAGUUCUUCCAAUUCGGUUAUAAGCACUCAAUCGGGAAAUAUGAAUAAUGUUACUAAUUCUCAGGCUACGUCCGAACUGUUAGUAUUGAACAAUAGCAAAACCCCAUUGAAAGUUCAGACCCUGAGCAAUUUCGGGGGGACGAACGCGUUGAAACAGCAAUCGGUGGUUCGAACAACUCAAAUCGGGAAUAAGGCUAAACAACCGGGAAAACAACAAACCACGCAGUUAAUAAAUCAUUUGGAAAGUGUUAACACCAUUCAACAGCCCGUUAAGUUGUCGACGCAAGUAGUCGGCCAUAUUCAGAAUCCGGUGGGGGGAUCUAUCGCUUCUCAAAAAAUGCAACCUAUCAAGGUUAACGCGACGGGAAGCGUUAUUCAGCAAAAGGCAGUGGGCCCGGUACAAAUUCAAAUUCAACAACCUUCCGUGCAAGUGGCUCAGAACAGGUCAAUUCCAGUUACGGUUUCGAACGUGAGAAUGCAACAGCCAGUUCAAUGGCCGUCGAAGCUUAUAGCCGUACAGUCUGUGAAUUCACAAGGCAAAAUAGUUCAGCAGCAGCAGCAGUUGCAACCUCAAGGUCAAGUUCAAAUACAAAAUUCAUCCAAGGUGCAGGGUCAAGUUCAACAGGUUAUACAUUUGGCUCAACAACAAAUUCAAGUCGUGCCAGAAAAAUCAGGAACCGUUCAGCAAAUGACCGUGCCGCAACCGCAAACCUCAUCGGGAGCAUCCAGUUCAGACAAUGAUUUGUACAUAACGGAUGGAAAACUCCUCAUAAAGCUCGAUAAUAAUUUUGUACAGCAACAAUUGUCCAAAGAGAAAGUGGUGGCUUUGAAUAUCAGUGAUAAAUUAGAUUUAAAAAAACCUUUACUCAUUGUCAAACCGAAAACGGAUUCGAAUUCGGCGGUGAGUCAACAGGGGUCGGGAGAACCGACGCAACCUUCAACGAGCCAACAAAACGUUUUAGUGUUUAACAAACCUACAACAAUACAACAGACUAUAGUUCCUAGCUCUGUUCAAAAUUUUGUGAUUCCCGGAAAUUAUAUCGUCAAAGAAGAUAGUCAGAUCUCGUCUCAAUCGGGACCGCAAACGGUUAAAAUUGUUCAGCAAGCGGCUCCCACUUACAUAAUACAACAGAAACCCGUGCCGGGUAAAAAUCCUCAACCUCAAAUAAUUAAAAUAAUUACGUCACAGCCGUUGGGUGGCAGCAAUCAGAAUUUAAUUUUAAGUCCCGCGAAUUUGACAACGGGUACUCAACAAAUCAUUCGACCCGUCGCUCAAACCGUCGUGGCAGCGGAUCAACAGUCUAAAUCUCCCACGACGAUAAGAUUUUUAAGACCCACUCACGUGCCCCCUCCGGGUUCUUCAAACAUUGCCCAGGGAAAAAUAAACGCUCUACAAAAUUCGAUAAUUGUAAAUAAUUUAGUUGAAAUUCAAGGUCAGGAAACGAAUACUUUCAAGCAGCAAGUGGUCGGUGGUAAAAUCGUGAGCACCGGAGUUUCGACGGUUCGAAUGGCAACUCCCGUGCAGACAUCAGGACUGGUAUCACUACCUUCGGUAAACGUGUCUCAAGGUGUUAAAUUGAACGCCCAACCCAUAAAAGUUGUAGUGACUAGUUGUCAACCCUUCGUGCAAAAGACUUAUUUACCUUCGGGAAAUUUCAAUACUUCGGCUGUGAGAUCAACUAGUGUAAAUUCAGUGAAAUUAGCGACCAACACUCAACAUCAUCAAACCGUUUUGGUCACGGCAGCGUCGAAUUUGCAAACGACGACGACGACGACAACCGUAAGCACUUUGCCGCUCAAAGUGGUGUCGAGCACGCAAUCGGGAACGGGACAGGGAUCCACCGUGCUUGCUCAUUCCCAACCCGGAACGUUAUCGACGACGACGACGACGACGACGACGGAUCUCGCGGCCAAAACGAUCAAAGUGAUUUCCAACGCCCAACCCUUUCAUCAAGUGCAAUCCCAAACUCUAGUGGGAUCUUCAUCGAACGUUAAUCAAACCAAAUCGACUGUUUUAAGUGAUCAACCCGUGAGGGUAUCCGUUGUCGGACAAUCUCCGAACGUUAAAUUAAUAGCGAACAACAACAGCUUGGAGCCUAGGAUCGUGAAAAACGCGCCGACGGGAAAGACGACAGUCAUAACGAGUUUGUCUCAACCUUUAGGUAUCGUCGGUUCUUCGAAUGUUCGAAGCAUACCCCAGGGUGGUCAUCAUCCCGUUCGGAUUCAAACAGUCGUACAGUCGACGGAGUAA